This is a messenger RNA of Amblyraja radiata (thorny skate), 4513 nucleotides long. RefSeq lists its product as uncharacterized. Gene Ontology annotation, molecular function: RNA binding. The coding region runs from base 595 to 4200 and encodes 1201 amino acids. The transcript is spliced from 6 exons. The record is from RefSeq and is a predicted model, not a curated record. Gene Ontology annotation, biological process: Notch signaling pathway; protein ubiquitination. Lineage: Eukaryota; Metazoa; Chordata; Chondrichthyes; Rajiformes; Rajidae.
GUCUUAUCUUCGGUGUAAACCAGCAUCUGCAGUUCCUUCCUACACACGAAUUGGGAUGAAGAAGGUGUCUGGAACCGAAACAGCACCCAUUCCUUCUCUCCGGAGAUGCUGCCUGUCCCGCUGAGUUACUCCAGCAUUCUGUGUCUGUUGCCAAGCGGAAUACGAGGUGUCGUUCUUCCAAGACUGUCCCCCAAACGCUCCAGUGAUAUCGGCCUCCUCUUGUUCCCCAGGCUGCCCGCAGCGGUUCAAAUUCCGCCAGAUUCCCGGGCCAACACUGAGGGUGUUUGGGACCUACGCUGGCGCUGCCGUGCCGGGGAAAUGAGCCUGUCCCUGUCCCUGUCUCUGCAGAGCUGCCUGAUGCUCCUUGCCUGCGGUUGCAAAGAUGAAGCCCGCGUUACACAGAGAGAGGGAGCCGGAGCUCGGUGUGUCUAACCCGGCCAGGUCUAGUCUCUUCCAGCGGGGAUCAGACUCAGGGCUGCAGCCAGCCCUGAAAUCAGACUUUCACUUUCGAUACUGAUAUAUUCGCGGUUGCGUUUUUUCUUUUCUGUUUCUCCACGGAUUCGAGGAUGGUUCGGAUGGUCGACAAAGUUUGAAAUGGAGAGGAGCGUACACGUGUCUGACCUCCCCAGAGGCUUUUCAAAGCAGAGCCUCGAAGACAAGCUCAUGAUUCAUUUCUUGCGGACCAAGAACGGAGGAGGUGAAAUCAUCGACGUGGUGUUCCCCUCGGAGACACUCUCAUCUGCUCUCAUCAUCUUUGAGGAAGCAGAAGUGGCUCAGCGAGUUCUCCAAAUUGAAAAUCAUGUUCUUGCAAUUAAUGGGGAACAACACAAGUUAAAAGUGAAGUCCGCUAAUACUGUGAUCCAAGUUGAUCAGGUCAUCCCCCAUGUUUCCAUGACAAUAAACUAUGGAAAACUCUAUGGUGGGAGAAGAUUAAUAAAACAGUUUCAGAAGACGCAUAAAGAAAUUCACUUUGGUUUUAAUCAGAAAGCAGAGCAGUGCACAGUGGCCGGCCCAUUCUCAGCCAUUAAGGAACUCAGCGGAGAGAUUCAUCCAUUGCUCAGUUUAAACCCUGACCAAACCAAUGUCGACCCCAGUGAAACUCAGCACCAACAACACAAGAGCCAAGAAAGUCCGGCCAUCAGUCGUUCAAACGGGAAUGGGAAAGGUGCCCAGAAAUCAAACGCAGGUUCUAAUACCAAGGGGGACAAUUUAGAAUUGCAAACUAAGGCUGGAAUGGAAAGUUCUGUUCAUGCAACUGACAGGAAAGGCACUGAUGUGCCACGGGACAAAGAGCAACAUACAGGCACACUUCAGGAUUACACUUUAUUGAUGGACUCUGAUAUUUUUCUGUAUAUUCUGAAAUUUUGUAAAGACAGGUAUAAAAGCAUCCUGGUCAAAUACAUUGUGGAGGUGUUGGAUGUCGCUGAAGAAGGCAUCACCAUGGUCUAUCUGCAUGCAGCCCCUGGCUGUUUGGAGAUCGCAACAUCACUACAGCAGGCACAUCAGGAGCUCUCUUAUCUCUACCAAGAGUUUGAAUCAAUGCUUCGCAAAGAACAGAUCGGGAAGGAGAGUCUAACUCAUGACGCCAAACUGCUGCAGAACAUCUACGUAAGCAUCCAGGCACAAUACCCCCAAAUAAUUUUCAACGAAGACUCAAAUUAUUUUUACUUAAUAGGCACUUCGUAUGAUUGUUCCCUGGCCAAGAAGUAUCUACAGGAUUUGAAGGAGGAUCUGGAAGCACGAUCUCAGAAAGAAAAAGUUGUGGCAUUAGGCAGUGGCCCUGUAAAUGACCAGGCUAACACCAGCAAUACGUCUCACUCUCUGCAAGGAUUUAAGGACGUCAGUCAAGUAGUAUUUCCAAAGACAAGUGGCAGAAAGGAACACAAAUUGGCUACAAACUUCAAUGGUAAUGGUAAAGUUGACAGUGCCUUUAAGGCAGGAAGCAGUGCAGCUAAGGACAAUUUGGUUCCUAAUCCUGACCAGACAGCUGAGCAACUGAUGACAGGGUCUACUAAGGCGAGAGGUUCACUGGUGGAAACCAGGAGUUGGGAAAUGCAGCAAGUUCCACAGGACAGUGCAUCCACCAAAGAGGCAUUUACUAAUGCUGACAAGGCAUUAAGCAUUGGAACAGGGCAGUUUGGUGGAAGCAACAAAGAGUCUCAUACCAGGAGCAGCAAAGAUUUUUCUAUGUUGACGGAUCAAACCGAGCUACUGAGAAAUCCUGACAAAACAGGCAGUGACAUUUUAUUCCAGGGAGGUGGAGAUUCUUCCAAUCUCUUUACAAAUAAAGGACAACAGGACAAAAGUAGCAAAGGGCGUGGCCCUGUGAAGUCCUACUACUCAGAAACAUCAGCAGGGACUCUCUUUCAUCAGGGAGACCUGCUGGACACCGUUUCUCCAGCUAAAGGUUCAGAACGUCAAUCCACCAAAACAUCUUUGCGAAAAACCAACAGUUUCUCUGGAUGCUCAAAAUCAAAGCGGUCCGCAGAAGCUGUCCAUAAAUCCCAGGAAAAGCCCGCUGAAGUAGGUCAGACUGAAACAGUGACUGUCACUGAAGAGCUUCUGAUAGAUUCUGAUGUGUGGUCUUAUCUGAAAGACAUCCAUGAUGCCACCAUAAGAGAAAUUACAACCAGAAAUGUGGCUUUGGUAAAUGAGCAACUGCUGGGAGAAACGACAGUGCUGAUGUUAACAGCAUUGAACAGGGACAAUGUCACAGCUGCCAAGGAGGACAUUCUGUCACUUUACACAUUGGUCAUGAAGCAUUUGACCCAACAUCGUCUUCCUUACAAAGAUCUUGGUAUUGAAGAGUGCACAGAGAAAACUGUGGAAGAAUGGAGGAGCACAUUAAAAAAAACAUUCCCCAAGGUAAAAUUCAUUGCUUCUCAACGUGGCUUCCAUAUUAUUGGCACGUAUGAAAAUUGCUUGAAGGUGAUGGAAGCUGUUAACCCCGAGUUCAGUUCGAGAGCUUUGGAAGACUUGUCCUGGAUGGACAUUGCGCCCACAACGGCUUCUAAUCAGCAAGCGUUACUUGACGAUGUUAAUGUUGAGGGCACAGAGAGAGAGAACUUCACCCGAUCGGCUGAUGGUUUCUCAUCCUUGGGUCGAGCCAAUAGACCCGAGGGCAUCAACACUCCAGACUUCCAUAGGGAUGGCCAUGAAUUGAAUUCAAGGCAGGAAUAUGGCCCAUUUAUGGAUCAGAAGAGAUCACCAAAAACUCUCGAUGAGGGGAAUGGUUUUGAGUCAUUUCUAGACCAGGCUGAUUCUAAGGGUCAGAAGACAAUCAAGCAGAUGGGAGAUGUAGAAGGAGUCAAGACAAGGAAGACAUUACCAGAUAAAUUCCAUCUUACAACCAGUAGGCUAACGAAGGAAGGCCAGUGGUACCAUAAGGAGACCAGUUUGCAACACAAUAAGGUGGAUAGUGCAACGCAGUCAUUGCCAACGCUUUCUUAUGCCGAUAGGUCAGCCUGGUCAUUACAUCAAAGAAACAAUGGUCAAUAUAUCGCCGAUUCUGCUGCCGAUUCCAAAGGCCAAAUGCAAACAAACUAUGUGCAGCAACAAAGUGAGAGCAAUGAGACAGUGCUGCAAGAAAGCAAGACCAUGAGAAACCCUCAGCAAAGCCAAUGCAGAAGUCCAGCUAUAGGAAUGGAUGCUCUAGAGCCAGGCGAAUCAAACUCAGCAUGCUAUAACUGCAAGAAAAUGGGCAAGCCCUCAAAGCUGGGCUGUGGCCACUUAUUGUGCAAGGAAUGCCAUACGGCCAAUCAAAGUUGUCUGAUCUGCAUUCAAAAUGCUGUUGCAAAUAAAAAUGAAAUGCAGCGCCAACCUACUAUGAAGCUUGCAGUGCUGAAUAUUACAUUAAGUGGAUAUAUAAGAGAAAUUACCUUGCAAAUAACCUACAACAUCCCUGAUGGUAUCCAACAGGAGGGUGAUCCAAAUCCAGGGGAGCCAUUUAGAGGAGGGGAGUUUAAAGCCUAUUUGCCUGACAAUUACGAAGGAAAGAAUAUUUUGAUGUUGCUACAGAAAGCUUUUGUGAGACACCUGAUCUUCAAAGUGGUGUCCGAGUCUAGAAGGCAAGCCUACGUGACAUGGAAUGACAUUCCUCAUAAAACAGCCAUAAUGGGAGGUAAAGAUAUGAAUGGUUAUCCCGACGCACUCUACUUGAGGAAGGUUUUGUUAGCUCUGAAGCGCUACGGGCUUCAGUGAAGUCAGAGCUACACCACCCAUCAAGGAUGUUUUUGUAUUGUACAUAUUUUACUGCAGUUUUAUUUCAUCAUGUGUUUGCUCUUCCUACAUUCUGCACAUUCAGGAAUAAACAAGAUACUGAACGAGUCAAAGUCAGGUAUUUUAAGGUUGUUCCUCAGAAAGGUGAAUGGCUGAGUGCUUCUAACUGAUCACCUUGGGGAAAUCAAAUUUUAAUAUGUCACGUGUAUUUUCCAGAUGCUCAACCCAUUCCACUGACAUUUUACAGCAAAUUUGUAUUUAGUUUAAAAUAAAAAAUCUCAAUGGUAACACAAAA